Molecule: messenger RNA, 900 nt
Organism: Lachancea fermentati
Lineage: Eukaryota; Fungi; Ascomycota; Saccharomycetes; Saccharomycetales; Saccharomycetaceae
Source: the annotation of a GenBank genome assembly
AUGGACGCGAAUGUGUCUGAAUCUUUAGUAUUGGCCUUAGAGAUUUCAUCUAAACGAAAGUUGGAUGAUAGUUUGAUCAAUCUACCCUUAUUCAAAGAAAUAAAUGAACAAAACGCUCAAGCUCAAGAAAGGAAGCAAUGGGGCCAAAUGAAGAAUAAACAGGAGCAGGCCAAUCGAACCAGAAGUCGCUUCAUGCCACCUUUAGCAGCAUACACGGCUGAAUAUGAGUCUCCUGCAUAUUCUUUCGUUGACGGCGAAUCGGCGGCAUUUGAUGGAUUUGAAAUGAAAUCAAACCUUAACCAUUCGAAACUAGCACAAAUUCGAAUGCUGGGAUGGAACAACAUUAAACCCAUUGGGAUAGGUAGAACUGCGAAAGAAUUAGAUGAAGCUCAAAGAAUGAUAAGACAACAAGAAGAGAAGCAGAACGAGGAUCGAAGGAGCCAUCAAGGUAAUCGUGUUGAGGAUAACCAUACCGACCCUCCCCAAAUAACAUCCUAUCAAGAAAAUUCAUAUGCAAUAUCGCCACCUGAUAUGGAUUUCGACUUAGAUCAAGGAGUGCAGGAGGAGGAUAAUUCUUACGAUUACGAUGAUGAAUAUGCACGCGUGGAACAGGAAGUGGAAAUACAGACAAAUCCCAGACAAGAUCAACAUCAGAGAGCAGGGACUAGUGUUUCCGUUCAGCAAUUUGUUGAAACUUCACAUGUUGAUGGGAUUAACCAUCCAUAUGCUAUUGAACAAGAUUAUAAUAAUGGGUAUGGUUAUAGCGACGAUGGUCAAGAAGACUCAGGAGAUGGCGAUUUAACUCUCAUGCCACCAGUCAAUAUUUCAGACACUGUCGAUUACGACGAUGACCACAGCGAAGCUCAAAUACCGACAAUCAGAAUUUUACGACCAAGCUAA